AUGGUCAAAAGGCUUGCUUGCCGAGUAGAUGUUGCAGCGCCGCUCCGACCUCUUUUGGAACAGGAUCCGCUUGGGAGCCCGAGAUGGGGGCGUGCAGGAGAAGCGCUGCUAGGGCUGCCGAGGACGAGAUGGGCAUUACUCAGCCCCUCUCCUCCUUUCCUUCUCAGCCCCUCUCCUCCUUUCCCUCUUAGCCCCUCUCCUCCGUUCCCUCUCAGCCCCUCUCCUCCUUUCCCUCUCAGCCCCUCUCCACCUUUCCUUCUCAGCCCCUCUCCUCCUUUCCCUCUCAGCUCCUCUCCUCAUUUCCCUAUCAACCCCUCUUCCUACAUCCUUGCACAUGACCUUGCCGCAUGCAACGCCUAUCCAAUGCUGAGUUCAACAUGCUCAAGACGACCCCUCCCUCUCUCCUACACCCCCUCUGCUCCCCCCUGCUGUUGUUUGGAAGGGGGAGCGGCUGCGGCAGCACCUGCCAUUGCUAGGGCUGGAGAAGGUGUCCCUUGUCUCCCUUGUCUUGCUCUCCGUUUUCCCCCUUGUCCCUCGCUCACUUUCCGCUUUUACUUCCCUCCGUUUUCCCCCAUGCUUCUCCCACCCUUUCCCCCCUGCUUUCCCCCUUCCAUGAGCGCUCGCAUUCCCCUUCCGGACGAGCUGCUUUCCCCACUUCUCCCCACACAACUCCCCUUUCCCUACGCGCCAUUUCCCCACCUCUCCCCGCGCAGCUCCCCCCUCCCUAUGCGUUGCUUCCCCAUUUUCCGCCGCGCUGCUCCCCCCUCCCUACUCGCAUCCCGUUCUGCCAUUCCCUCCUUGUCCUUCCCUCCUUUCCCCCCUUGUCCCUCCCUCCCUUACCCUUUGUCCUUCCCUCCUUGUUUCGAUCACUCUCGUUUCCCCCCUUCUCCUUCCCUCCUUUCCCCCCUUGUCCCUCCCUCCCUUUCCCCUUGUCCUUCUCAACGUUUUCCCCCAUCCUUCUGUCCUUGCCUCCAGUUCCCCCCUUAUCCCUCCCUCCCUUCCCUUCCCCCCCUUUCCAUCCCUCUGUUUCCACCCUUGCCCAUCCCUCCCUUUCUACCCUCGCUGUACUUCCCUCCCUUUUCACCCUUGUUUCUCCCACCCUUUCCCCUUUGUCCUUCCCCCUUUUUUUACCCUUGUUUCUUCCACCCUUUCCCCCCUGUCCUUCCCUCCUUUUUCACCCUUGUUUCUCCCACCCUUUCCCCCCUGUCCUUCCAUUCUUUUUCGCCCUUGUUUCUCACACCCUUUCCCCCUUGUCCUUCCCUCCUUUCUCACACUUGUUUCUCCCACCUUUUCCCCUUGUCCUUCCCCCCGUUUUUCCCCCUAUUAUCUCCCUCCCUGAGGCCUUGUCCUUCCCUCCAUUUCCCCCCUAUCCCUCCCUCCCUUUUCCCCUGUUCUCCCCUCCAUUUCACCCCUGAUCCAUCCCUCCCUUCCCCCUUGUCCUUCUUUCCGUUUUCCCCUAUGUUUCUCCCUCCCUUUCCCCCUGUCCUUCCCUCCAGUUUCCCCCUUGUCCCUCUCUCCGUUUCCCCCCUUUCCUUCCCUCCGUUUCCACCCUUGCCCAUCCCUCCCUUUCCCCUGUGUCCUUCCUUCCGUUUCCCCCCUUGUCUCACCCUCCCUUUCCCCCAUGUCCUUCCCUCCGUUUCGCCCACUUGGCAUUUGCCCAUCACCCAUCGCACAGCACAGCACACAUGUCACGCGUGCAUGCCUCUGUACCAUAGAUGUCAUGCGAGCAUGUGUGACACUUGUAGGUUCCAAGCCCACGUGGGUGUAUUUCCCACCUACCGUGCAGCUAGCCACUCCCCCCUGCACUGCACCUGCCUCUUCUUCACCCACCCUGUGCUUCCCCUAGUGCCUCCCCAUGUGCCUUACUCUGUGCCUCCUCCGGUGCCUCAAUCUGCGUUUUCCCUCUGCCUUUCGCCGGCCCUGGCCGUUGGCACCUCCUCAGUCGUGCGCCUCCCCACCACCUCCCCAUUCCCUGCCACCCUCUGCCCCCCAUCGUUCUGCCCAUCUCUCCGCGUGACUUCCCGGGUGGGUGUGGGGAAGAUGGCGAGUUAG
This is a messenger RNA of Closterium sp. Naga37s-1, 2052 nucleotides long. The record is from the annotation of a GenBank genome assembly. NCBI's taxonomy places the organism in Eukaryota, Viridiplantae, Streptophyta, Zygnematophyceae, Desmidiales, Closteriaceae.